Sorex fumeus (smoky shrew) is the source of this 721-nucleotide messenger RNA. It is a transcript of the gene NRIP2, whose product is annotated as nuclear receptor interacting protein 2. Bases 11 to 706 code for a protein of 231 amino acids. The transcript is spliced from 6 exons. The record is from RefSeq and is a predicted model, not a curated record. Lineage: Eukaryota; Metazoa; Chordata; Mammalia; Eulipotyphla; Soricidae.
AGCCGGGGCCAUGAGCGCGGGGUCCGAGGCCAGCAGAGGGGAGGCGGGCGCCCCGAGCCGGGAACCCCCGGCGGCGGCAGCAACGGCGGCGGCGGCGGUGGCGGCGCGGAGGGGCCCUGCCCACCUGGGCCAGCAGCGCCGGCUCAAACAGGCCACACAGUUCCUGCACCAGGACUCCGCUGACCUGCUCCCCAUCGACAGCCUCAAGCGACUGGGCACCUCCAAGGACCCGCAGCCUCGCAGCGUGAUCCAGAGACGCCUGGCAGAGGGAAACAAGAGCGGACGCCAGGGUGAGUCUGCCCUGGUGCAGGCCCUGAUUCGCGGCCAGGAGAGCAGAAGGGAGGCAAGCAAGACUCAGAUCCCAGCCCUACUGGUCAGCUGCAAGUGCCGGGACCAGGUGCUCCGAGCGGCCGUGGACACGGGUACCCAGCACAAUCAGAUCUCGGCGGGAUGCCUCCGCAGGCUGGGGCUAGGGGUCCCGGCAGCCGGGCCGGCCCAGGUACAACAGCUGGAGCUGCAGCUGGGCCAGGAGACAGUGUCGUGCUCGGCUCGGGUGGUGGACGCGGAGAGCCCUGAAUUCUGCCUCGGGCUGCAGACUCUGCUUUCCCUCAAGUGCUGCAUCGACCUGGAGCGAGGUGUGCUGCGGCCAAGAGCCCCCUUCCCCGAGCUGCCCUUUCUGCCCGGAGACCAGGAGCCGGACCCGUGACCACGGCUGCCCCCU